Molecule: messenger RNA, 2631 nt
Organism: Thalassophryne amazonica
Lineage: Eukaryota; Metazoa; Chordata; Actinopteri; Batrachoidiformes; Batrachoididae
Product: breakpoint cluster region protein
Exons: 22
Coding region: 37-2529 (830 amino acids)
Biological process (GO): signal transduction; positive regulation of GTPase activity
Cellular component (GO): membrane
Molecular function (GO): GTPase activator activity; guanyl-nucleotide exchange factor activity
Source: RefSeq, a predicted model, not a curated record
CAGAGUUUCAAGUCCUCAGUGACUACAAAACGUCUGAUGGAUGUGUACCAGGAUGCCGUGGAUUACCUGGACUCAGGUCACAUCGCAGCAGACCCUGACAUCUUAGACGAGUAUGCGUCCAGCGUUCAUUCUCCACUCCAAACGGAGAGCAUGGACUUCCCAGAGGCCCCUGAGUGUUGCAUCCCAGAGGAACCGAUGGAACGAAGGCUUCUGGUGUUGAAAGGCUUCCUAGAAAGUGAAGAGCUUUAUCUCAGAGAGCUGGAAGCACUACUGAUGCCAAUGAAGGCUCUGUGGGCUUCAGCCGGUACCUCCCAGCCAGUUCUGUCCUCUCAGCAGGUCCACACUGUUUUCUACCAGGUGCCGGAGCUCAGAGACAUGCACCAGACAUUCUACUCAGCCCUGAAAGCCCGGCUGAGUCCACACUGCUCCACAGAGCGCGCGUCUUUGGGGGAAGAUUCAAGCUUGGAGAGCAAAAGUGGUGAAAAAGCAGAAACGAGACACAGCGGCUUUGAGCUGAUGGUUGGGGACGUAUUUCUGAAAAUGAUGAGCCACAUUGGUGUUUAUGGCGGUUUCAUUCAAAACUACGAGGAAGCCGUCGCUGUUGUUCGCAAGUGCACUCAAGCCGACCCUCGCUUCCGAACUCUGGCCCAGAGUAUGAUGUUAAACAGUGGUCCAGACAAAGCUCGGACCACAUACACCUUUGAAGCUCUUCUGUACAAACCUCUUGACAGACUAACGAAGACCACACUAGUGCUGCAUGACCUCGUGAAAACGACUCCAGAAGAGCACAAAGAUUACACGGCCCUGCAGGAAGCUUUGAGACUGUCCCGGAGCUUCUUGGCUGGUGUCAAUGAACGUUCACACUGCAAGUGGGAGGUCACGCUCAGUCACGGAAUGAGGCGACAGCUGAUGCGUGAUGGCUUUGUGGUGGACACAUGCGAGGGACACCGUAACCUGCGCCACGUCUUCCUCUACACCGACCUCCUGCUGUGCACCAAAUUCAAGGCUGCAACCAAAGGGAGGCAGGACCAGUACAGGUUCUGCUGGUUUCUACCUUUGGCUGGUCUCAAACUGCACUGGUUUGCAGAUCAGGAACGACCACCAGACAUCCAACUCCGCUUAUACACCAUCAAAACUAAGCUGUAUCUCCUUCGACAGCAGUUGCAACAACAUGAGAAGGUGGGAUCCAGGAGCUCUGUCUUACGGCAUCGAAGCAGGAAGAAAAUGGAACAGCUGGAGCUGAUGCUGCUCACGUAUUCCCCUGUUUACAGACUAGAACUGCACAGCCCCAGUGACAAAAGCCACUGCCUCCUCUUCUCCUCCCUGUAUGAGCUCGAAGAAUGGAGAGACGCGAUCUACAAACUCACAACAGACACUAUAGAAACCAUCCCUCCAGACUUGCUCACCCUCACCGGUGCAUGUGCCAAACUGAGAAUGACCCAGCAGCCACCACUACAAACCACAAACACGGGAGAGGACAAGGAGUCACUCUGUGGAACAUUGAGUGUAGCCAUCCACUCGGCCUGUGGGCUGCAGCAGCCGGCCUGUGUGUAUGUGUGUGUUGAGGCUGACGGCUACGAGUUUCAUGACAAACAGGCGCAGACGCACUCUUCAGUUCUCAGCAUGAACCCGCACUGGGACCAGGAGCUGAAUUUGCAGGUGGACGGGGCCCAGAACCUCAGAGUGCUGUGUGUGGGUCAGUAUGAUGGACAAGAGGACACGGUUCUGGGAAAAGUUUCCACUCAGCUGGACUGUCAAACCCUGACGAAUCGAUGGAGGCGACAGACUCUACACCUGGGCCAGGUGGAUGUGAAUCUGUCAAUCAAGUACUGCCCCCACCCACUUGCCCCGCCAAGCCACACCCCUCAGCAGCAACCCCCAGUCUUUGGCGUCCCCAUUGGAACUGUGGCCCAGCAGGAAGGAGUUCUGGUCCCACAUGUGGUGCGAUGCUGCGUGGAGGAGGUGGAGAGGAGAGGCAUGGACGAGGUCGGCAUCUACAGGGUGUCAGGAGUCGCCAGUGACAUCAACACCCUCAAGUCUGCGUUCAACAACAAUCUGCGUGAAGCGGUAACCAAGCUGAGAAGUGCUGGCGUGAAUGUGGUGGCCGGCGUUCUCAAACUCUACUUCAGAGAGUUACCUGAACCUCUCAUACCCGCUGAGCUCUUCCAGAACCUUUCCCGUACUUUGGACAGCCAGGAUUUAAACUCCCGCUUGGUCUCCGUGGUGUCCCUCCUGCAAGACAUUCCGGCCCCCAACCGCAACACCUUCCUCUACCUCUUACACCAUCUGCAACGAGUGUCUGAAAGGCAACAUAUCAACAAAAUGUCAUUAAUAAACCUGGCAACAGUGUUUGGUCCAAGCCUCGUACGCCCCCCUGUGGUUCAAAGUGGCCUUUCUGUGAAUAUCUCCCAGGAGGUGAUAGUACAGGUUCAAGUGGUUUUCUUCUACCUGCAGUGUAAUAACCUCCCCGAAGCUCAGACGUCUCUGUCACAUGACUCAGAUGAUGACGAAGACACAACCCACGUGUGAAACAACCAACGGUGUUGUGUUUGGUGUGAAGUGUGUUUCAAAAAAAAAAAAAAAAAGAAGAAAAAAAAUGAAGCUAUUUAUUGAUUAAAGUGGUAGACACAC